Molecule: messenger RNA, 935 nt
Organism: Cariama cristata (Red-legged seriema)
Lineage: Eukaryota; Metazoa; Chordata; Aves; Cariamiformes; Cariamidae
Product: tetratricopeptide repeat protein 18-like
Exons: 8
Biological process (GO): cilium assembly; cilium movement
Cellular component (GO): extracellular exosome; motile cilium
Molecular function (GO): protein binding
Source: RefSeq, a predicted model, not a curated record
GUUUGUUUUAUGAGCUGCAGAAUAAUAAUAUUCAGGCGGAAAUGGCCUUCCGUGAGGGUAAGAAGCUACUGCAAGCACAGCUUGCCAAGGAGAGGAGCAUCCCUGAGGCUGCUGAUAGGACGUAUGAAGAUGUGGCCGGGAAAAAGCUCUUGCCCUCGGCUGCUCCCCUCCCGGUACCGUCCGAGCUCACCGCCGAGAGGGUUCCAGAUGGCUCAGCUGACAAACUGCCAGAGGUGGUGGAGCCUGCCUUGGUCUGCGUGGCACUCGAGGAAGAAGCUACUGCACCGGAGGAACCCCCAAAAGCACCAUCCCCUGGUUCUGGACUUAGCCAACCUCCCUGCACAAUCUUCAUGAAGGCAGUGGAAUUCCUGAUGAAAGUCAAUGCUGUCCAGUUUGUUCACAGGGCACUCGCCCACGAGCUGCUGAGCCUUCAGGGAGGUCCCUCCUGUGCAUACUACCUGGCACUGGCCCAGACUUACUUGCUGAAGGAGGAUUUCUCCAACUGCGAAGGAUGUCUCUGCGAGGCCGUUAGGAUUGACUACAUGAAUCCAAAUGUCUGGGCUCAGAAAGGGCACCUGUGCUACCUGAAAAGGGACUUUGGUGAGGCAAAGGAGUGCUACGAGCGAACCAUCAGUUUUGUGGAGGAUGCUGCGGAUAUGCACUUCAUCUAUCUGCGCCUGGGCUCCAUCUACCUGGAAGAGAAAGAGUACGGCCGGGCGAAGCAGACCUACCUGCUUGCCUGCGAGGACUCUGCAUCCUGUCUCACCUGGCUGGGGGUGGGAAUUGCCUGCUACAGGCUGGAAGAGAUGGUGGAGGCAGAGGAUGCUCUUUCUGAAGCCAAUGCCCUAAAUAACACCAACGCUGAAGUGUGGGGAUAUCUCACCCUGUUGUUUCUGCAGGGGGGGCGGCAGCUGGAGGCAGAGCAGUGCUACAAA